Molecule: messenger RNA, 1737 nt
Organism: Ascochyta rabiei
Lineage: Eukaryota; Fungi; Ascomycota; Dothideomycetes; Pleosporales; Didymellaceae
Exons: 2
Coding region: 1-1737 (578 amino acids)
Source: RefSeq, a predicted model, not a curated record
AUGUCUCAACAAAACUACCGCUCUGGUCACCAAAACCACGACGCCCAUGAACCACACCUCAACUUAGGAGCCCACGGACACAACAUGCCGAGCAAGAGAAGCCCAUGUGACGAGAUGAACAGCUGUUCGGAAUCCGUCUCAAGUUCGACGUCACUCUAUGCCAACCCGCCCUCCCCAGUCCUACAUCCAGGCAUACACCCACAUAUUGGGAAGGGCUACACGACUUCUGAGAGCGUGUCCCCCGCCGUUCGAGCAGCAACUGUUCAUUACAACGAAGUCUCUGGGCCUCGAUUCGCUGAUCGGUAUGGUCCGGGGAACUAUACAUAUCAGGCUUUCCCACCAGUGGAAUCCACCUUCGAGUCUUCGGGCCCCAGCUCAACGAACAGUCCAUACCGACCGAGAACGCCACCGACAACUCUUUCUCCUCUGUUACUCGACGCAGUACACCAGCGUCCGCCAGGCCAUACACAUCCUCUACCCGAACCACUCUCUAAAUACUUGAGGGUAGCAAGACCAAAUCCUUCAGCUUCUACUAAACCUAGCCACACGGUGACAGAUGCCUCGUCUACAGCCCCCUCCGGGAGUAAAGCGCAGAAGACAGAAAAGGGGAGGAAGAAGAAAGCGCCCAGAGAGCGCAUGAACGAACUGGAGCCUGACAUUCUGGAAAGUAUCAAACCCGGACACGAAGAAAAGCGAAUAACGCAGAUCGAUCUCCAGGACAUGGCUAAGAAGUUGGAAACGGCUUUCCAAGACCCGAGGAUGAACAAGGGUGAGAGUGCGUGCAAGAAGAAGCGACUGGAAAAGAAUUGGUGUCAUCAACAUCUCGAGUAUGAUACCUGCGACACCGAGGGGUGCGAGGGAGGCAAUUGGGUUUAUCCGUAUCCUAGGAGCUCUGUCAAGAAGACAGUGUUGGCACCUAAACCCAAGGCAUCGAACUCUACAGUCACGCAGACAGCUUCUUCCGUCGCUGCCACACCACCUGCUGUCAUUGAAGUGGAAAGCGACGCCACUAAGACCAUUCCCGAGAAGGGAUAUACUGACUUGAACCGCUUUAUCGACCUGAAUGGGCGCCAGCAUGCGUCGUGGGCUCCCUACAGGCAGAACGACGCACUAUGUGGAAACGAGACUGUUCAACACGAUGAGCAGAGGAUUGCGUGCGAGCGUACUAGAGAGGCAGCUAUCAAAUCGGAGGCUAAGUGGCGAUUGGAGGCAGACAAGGUCUCCAAGGAUUUGAAACAGAUCGAGAAGAAGGUGCAGGCCAGCUCACCAACAACAGUAUGCGGCAAGAAGGGAACGCUGAAUCUGGCGCCGAAGAAGGCGUUGGUGAACGCCUCAUCCGUGAAAGAAUCUAAUACCUCGGCAAAGAUGCUCCAUGCCACAGAAAAGACCGGAGGAGCAGUCACAUCCUAUAGCGCACUUAGGCGGCUUAUUGAGGGAACGGCAAGGCCCCUGGAUGAUUCAAUACCUGACCUAGAUCUGACGAUGAAGACGCCACCUUUUGAUCCUUUGGUUUCUUCGUUGCCGGGCAAGCAAGCGGCGAAAACCAAGGACGAAAUCAAGGCUACAGAAGCGGUAGGGGUCGCUGCUGAAACACGCACCACAACCUCUAGGCUUGAUACCCUUGCCACCAAUGCCGAAGCAAAUUCAAAGUGGGAUGGUACCGAAAUGAGUGAAGAUGAGGGCUGGGAGAAGGUGAUUGGCGAUGAUGACAGUGACUGGGAGGUGGUGGGGAAGUAG